Pediculus humanus corporis (human body louse) is the source of this 765-nucleotide messenger RNA. Its product is annotated as Pyridoxine-5'-phosphate oxidase, putative. Gene Ontology annotation, biological process: pyridoxine biosynthetic process; pyridoxal 5'-phosphate biosynthetic process. Bases 1 to 765 code for a protein of 254 amino acids. The transcript has 5 exons. Gene Ontology annotation, molecular function: FMN binding; pyridoxamine phosphate oxidase activity. Lineage: Eukaryota; Metazoa; Arthropoda; Insecta; Psocodea; Pediculidae. The record is from RefSeq and is a predicted model, not a curated record.
AUGGUAACAGUUCGAAUACAAUUGAAAGGAUUAGGUAGAAUUUUUUUAAUAACAGAAAAUAUGUCUUCAACAACUGACAUUGGAAGUAUGAGAGCGUUGUAUAAAAAUAGAGAAAAUACAUUUACAGAAGAUAAUUUAGUGUCUAAAGAACCAUUUGAUCAAUUUAAAAGUUGGUUCGAAGAAGCUCGAGCAACGCCAGAAAUAUUAGAACCGAAUGCAAUGUGUUUAGCUACUUGUGCAAAAAAUGGACAACCAUCGGCUAGAUUUGUUUUACUUAAAGGAUUCGGAUCGGAAGGAUUUAAAUUUUUUACAAAUUCAUGCAGUAGAAAAGGUUUGGAAAUAAAUGAAAAUCCAAAAGUUGCUUUGGUUUUUUAUUGGGAACCAUUGAGGAGAUCUGUUAGAAUCGAAGGAGUUAUUGAAAAAUUACCAGAUGAAGAAGCGACAGCUUAUUUUCAUUCGAGACCAAAAGACAGUCAAAUCGGUUCUGCAUUAAGUAAUCAAAGUCAACCUGUUGCCAGUAGACAAAUUUUACAAAAUAGAGAAUUAGAAUUUCAAAAAAAAUAUGCAGAUCAAGAUUUUAUACCAAAACCUAAAGAAUGGAGUGGUUUCAUAGUUAAACCUCACAGUAUAGAAUUUUGGCAAGGACAAAGUGAUCGUAUACACGACAGAAUUCGUUUUCGAAUACAAAAUAAAAAUGAUGUUGUCGACAAUGUUAUGUUACAUCAAGGAAUAAACGGAUGGGUUUAUGAAAGACUUCAACCUUGA